AUUUGUUUUUCAUACGUUCUGCAACAAAAAUUGAAUUAAAACUUAAUUUAGAGAAAAAAUGCGUGCUAACGCAUACGUAUUGGCAAACCUAAAAGGCGAUGUUAAUCAUGUCAUAGUCAAUUCGGGCAUUAUUUAGUAGACAACUCUAAGUAUUGACACAUUUUAUUUAAAUUUCACGUGCUAAAUUCAGAAAAUAUAUUUGAGAAAUUUGUCGCACAAAAACAUUUUCUUCAUUCAAACAUUGCUGAAGUGGUUGUUGCUACAUUCACUUUGUGUUAAUCACCAACAUGUCAAAAGGAAGGGGAGCAGCCGCAGCACCAGCAACUGGAACUUCUUUGAGGGAAUACGCUGCGGCCGAGGAUCGUUUGCUUGACUUUUUCUCACCACUGUCCACAGAAGAGGCAGCUGCUGCCCCAGGGCCAACUGACCCAUCAGCCAGCACCGAUGUUGCUCAACAAAACGAAGUGGAUCCCUCCAGAGACAACAUGCUGGCCUUCAUUUCCGAUGACACGGAACUGCACAGUUUGCUGGCCAACUCGGAGAACAGCUUCAAGGGCUUUGAUAAUGACAUGCAGGAGAACGACAGCGGAGGAGGAGAUCAAAGUCAUGUCUAUGGCGUGCACUUGUCCAUCGUCAACAGCUCUCCCAAACGUGUCGUUCUCAGUCCCCAGAUUACAAAUGCACCGCUGACUCUAAUGAAUGUGAGAUCAACCAACGAUGAGUAUCUGCUAAGCAAUGGCAUUGGCUCGCACUCGCAGCAGUCGAACGAAGAACAGAUGGAUGAGAUUGAGGAGCAACAUGUUAUGGAAGAUUCGGAUGCAGGCUGCGUCAUUUAUGACAACAAUGUAGUGCUCUUGACGGAUGACCAGUGCUGCGAAAUAAUUGUUACACACAGCGUGCAUCCCGGAGCCGAGAUGGAGCGUGCCUAUCUAAUGGCAGUGGAGGAGGAGCAAGAGCUGAACAAUGGAGGUGUUGUCUACAGCAAUGCCGAGGAUGAGGAGCCCAGCAACGAGGCACACGUGUAUCUAAGCGAUGCAGCAAUGGUGUUGGACCAACAACAUCAGCAGCAUCAACAGUUGAUUCUGGAUACAGCAGUCGAUGAAGAAACACCUCAAGUUAGCGAUUCGUAUGUGGAUGAUAUAUGUGAAGUGUACGACCAUGAAUUGGAGGAGCAUGACGACGAGUGUGUGGUAGUUGAGCCGCCAAGCAGUUUGCGGAUGCAAAUGGGACUGCAAGAGAUAGCCAUUGAAGAACAGCAGGAGCCCGAGGAGCAGCCCACCAUUCUGAUUGCCAGCGAUGGUGUGGAGGAUCAGCAGCAAGAACACGAACAGGAACAGGAGCAAGCGGCUGCUGCUGUGCCACAUAGCAGCACUACCGAGUUUCCAGUCAGUUCGACGUCGAUGCCCAAUGGAAGCGACUACGAUGAUUACGACGAUGAUGUGGGCACAGCAGAGGAGCAGUCGCCGCCACAUCCACGCAAGUAUGCGCCGCUGAAGAACACACUCUCUGCGGACGCCAUGGAUCGUCGGCUAGCAAACAUUUGCCAGGCACAGCCACAGAUGAGCUUUAGCGAGAAAAUGGAUAAUUGGAACUGUGCUCUGCAUUGCGACGUCGUCGAAGAUGUGGAAAAUUUUGAGGCCGAGUUCGAGCAGCAUGAAGCAAAACCCGCUGUGCAGCCAAAGUUCAAUGAAUUCUAUGAUAAAUUGCGUCAAAGCAACGCCGAACUCACGAGAGAUUUAAUUCAGCAAACGGCAGCUGGAGAAUUAAGUGCCAUCGAUGCUCACGACACUCCUUAUUCCAGUGAAGAUGUGGCCAUUCAGAAACGACCAAACUAUAGGCGACUGCUGCAGCAUGAUGAGCCCAUUGUGCUAGACGACGAUGACGAAGAAGAUGACGAUGAUUGUAUCGAGGUGCAUGUAACUCCAUCUAUCAAAACACUAGUCCCCGUGCCUGAGUCGGAGUGUGCGGCUGAGCCAGAAAUGGAUUCACAGCCAGAGCCGCAACUAAAAGUGGAAACGCAAGUCGAGCAGCACACUCCUGAAAGAGUUGGCUUUAACACAAUCCAAACGCAAACUUUGCUGCAGUCUCUGCAAACCAAAGAGACCUCCACAACAGACUUGGGCAGCCAAGAGAAACCAUCCUCGUGUGUAAAGAACAAUCAAUCAAUCGUUCCUGAUGAAUUGUUGUAUCAAGCCAUUGUUACUGAGCAGUACACGGAAUUGGAAAACAGCAAAAACACUCAACAACUUAGUGUACAGGAACAAAAGCAGCAAGGUCUGGAAUAUCACAAUCAUGUGCAGCUCAAUGAACAACAUGAGUUUUGCAAUUAUCUCGGGCUCACGGAGCUGGCAACUGCCAAUGCGGUGGCAACCGCAAUGCGAGAAUUGGCCAACAGCAAUGUCGGUCGACGAUCCUUGCGAGUGCGCACCCAACAACAGCUAGAUCGAAUGCGCAACGAUGUGCGCGGCAAACGGGGUCGGCACCAGCCUACGAAAUGCCUUCGGCAAGAAUUACGACUCCAAGUCAAGCACUCGAAUACUUUUUUUCAAUCGCCGACAGGUGGCGUGGAGCAACAGCCCGUUGCUGGGAAAGCUUUUAGUAGUAACGGCAAUGCGCUCUCUUUGGAGGCAGCGUUUGCCAAAGUCUAUGCGGCUGCAGCGCCUGCCCAGAAUGAUCUUCACGAAAGCAUGCAAAAUCGUUUGCGUCAGGCGCGCGAAUCCAAGCCUUCGAUUUACAUUGUCAAGUCCUUGAACAAUUCUGCCUCAUCUGCCGUCAGUCCAAAUGCCUUUGUCCCACCGUCACCUGAGCGCCUGAAGUGCAACAAGACACCGAUAUCUGAGGCAGUGAGUGGGGAUGUUGCCACAAAGACGUCGCAACGCAAGUCGCUAAAGAAGAGUCCGCAGAAGGCUACGCCGAAACGUCGUCGCACGACUGCCGCUGGACCAACAACCGCGUCAACUCCACCUGACCGCGAACUAAUCACGCGUUCAAUGAAUUCCAAGAUGCUGCGCAAUCGCAAGGUGAACAUGCUAAAGACCUUCGAGUUGGCCGAUUUGCCACAGGCUCGCAACAAGCAACGUCUGAGCGGCGGUUCAACUGUCGCUGCGAAGCGUGUCGCAACAAAGAAAACAUCCAAGAAACCGGACUCCUCGCCUGCGCAAUAUCUACUAGUGGACACCACUGAGCAGCAGCGUCUGGAUCAACAGCAGGCAUCGCCAACCAAAUCGACAAGGGUACCGCGCUCUCCAAAGCGAAUGCCGCAGAGAACAUCAAGACUGCGGCAUGAACAGCAAACAGUCGAAUCAAAGUCGUCGAAGCGUAGGUGUCUUCGAGCGAAAUCAUUGCCAAUGGCGUCGAGAGUGGACGAACCGGACCGCGUCGCAGUUGCCAACGCUGAUUUAGGAGCUGUGCCAUCUGUGAAGGGUGCGCUGGAAAUGCAGAAACCUUUAAUGGACACUCAUGAGUUUAUUACGAAUCAUGUCGUAGUGAGUCCGCCGCUGUUCACUGCAGCAAUACGACGUUAUGUAAACGCUGUGCGUAGCCCCAUGGAGCAGCAUCAAGCGCCGGAAGCGAAUGAGGAACAAGAAGAGCAACAGCAUUCACCACCGCUUGAGGGAUUCGUUGAUAAGACUGGCAGAUAUUCUCCGUUUGCCAAACCUGCAUUAAUCUAUCCCCCAGAGUCAUCGCGGCCACGUUCGCCACACUUUUCGCGACGUUCACGUCAAAUGGCCGGCACACAUGUUGACUUUGAGAUGGAUAAUGUGCGCCAGAUGCAAAUGGCACCGCCUGGUGCUCUGUUGUCGUUCACCAAGGGCCCAACAACGCUUCGAAACCCGCUGGCGGGCAAAAAUGGCAAAGUUCUGUACAUGUACUACGAGCUAGAGCAGCUCAUUGUAUUGCAGGAGCGAAUAAUCACCUUCUGGAAGUACUCGAAAAUCUUUAAUGUCCUGCAAAAGCCCAAGCCAGACGAUUUAACUACUAAUGCCGCAACGUCCCAGCAACACUCAUACAACAUAUUUGGAGCCAACACAAGUUCAACUGGCAACAAUAAAAGCACUCGACGCACAACUGGCGUCUCAGAUGAUCUGGAAUCGGAUAGUAUUGAUCAACAUUGGGUGUACUUGGGUGGCACUCGGCGCACAACAAAUGAUGUGGAAGUGGUCAUGCCUUACGCAAAUCGCCUGUGCGCGCACAAUUCAACGCCCGUCUAUAUUGAAAUGCGAAGCCACCAACUGGACCACCACAGACGUGAGAGCAUGCUGUUGUCUCUCUACGUAAAUGUAUAUUACUAUUGCGAGGAGGAGAUGCGUCCCAAAUUGCAUUCGGUGCAUCUGGAUGCGGUCAAUUGCGAUUGGAAUCAGGUUAUCUACACCUGCAUACCAGAGUCACGCUAUUUUGUUAUGGCUUGGCAGCAGGAGAUCGUCAUGGGCAAGCCAAGGUCGGGCAUCUGCAAAUAUUCGCUGACACCGACAUUGGAUACGCUGGCCAGCAUACGUGAGUUCAAACAGCUGCGCCACGAAUUAAUACAUAUCGAGUGUUUAAUGGAGGAUCGAUUGAUUGGCUAUGGGCAGACGAGGAUUACCAUUUGGGAUCAUCGCAGCGGCGAUACGUUGAUGAACUAUGAUUUGGGCUUCGAUCUUGGACAUAACCUGGGCGUCAUGCAUUUCCCCAGCUUCGAAAUGGAUCAGAGCAGUUUACUCGUCUUGUAUCAGCACGUCAAAGAGCAGAAUAAGUGGCCAGAGUUGCGGAUCAUUGCUUGUGAAUUAUCUCAUGCGACACCAUCACACCGAUUGCUGCAUGUACAUCGCUUGCCUUCGCCUCAAUUCGAUUGUCAACUGGUGGCCAUCAAUACAGGAGAUCACUUGAUACUCAAAUCGCCAUCGGACGACGAGAUUUGGAUUAGUAUAACUGAUCCCCGGCAGCUAACUUAUCUGUCGCCGCAAGGAUGCCAACGCUAUUACACACGACAAAAGCAGCAGGUCAUCAUAAUGACACCGGAGACACUGACCGUAGACAGCAUUACGAAUCAUAUCCUGCACUUAGCCACACAGCAUCAGAGUAUGAUGAGGAUGGCGGCGGCUGACUUGGCUGCCACAACUCGCUGACAGUUAGAACCAGACGAAUCCUGUGUACACCAAAUAUUCCAAAACAAAGAUUCAAAACAAAAUAACGAAAAUUGUCCCGUGUUUUAACUGUAGCUUGGGAGCACUCACGUGAAUUUAGAUUUUAGUUUGUUAAUUUUGAAUUGUUUCCCAACUUUUAAUGCUUACCAAGAUUGUUCUACAAAAAAAAAAACUUUAUCAAUAUGAAUAUAACUAUGUACGUUUCGCAGAUGCUCUUGGAGCAUAGUAUAUAUAAUCUUCAUCAUUUAUAUAUUUAGUUAACCACCAAAUAGAUGUAAAAUCCAACUGUAAUUAAUAUUAGCUCAUUAAGUCGAGGAGAAAUCAAUCAAGCUUACGUAUAUUCUAUGUAUGUAUAACAAUCGUUGUUUAGAAAAUUGUGAAAACCAGUUGAAUUAUUUUAUAAUUUAGAUUAAGCUAAUGCGUUUCUAUUUUUAUUUUCUAAAAGAAAAACAUGAUUUAGGUUAAAAUCUAGCAUACUGCUAGCUAUGUACAAUAUACAGUAACUGCUCUUACAUUUUUUUGGAGUAGAGCGUGUCAUAUUUAGUUAAAAAUUUACAAAUCACCAAAAGAAACACGAUUAAAAACAAAAGCCAUUACAAAUCA
Messenger RNA from Drosophila nasuta, 5726 nucleotides. RefSeq lists its product as uncharacterized. Lineage: Eukaryota; Metazoa; Arthropoda; Insecta; Diptera; Drosophilidae. The record is from RefSeq and is a predicted model, not a curated record. The coding region runs from base 288 to 5105 and encodes 1605 amino acids. The transcript is spliced from 6 exons.